AUAGGUUAUGCCGUAUUUUCGAAAAUUUCGCGCCUUUCAGUUUCCAUCAGAUUACUCUUUUACUUUUCAUGGUUUUUAGUAUAAUUUCAUAGUUUUCAGUAUAAUUAUGAGUGAAAAUGAUGAUAUUGAUAUGGAGCUAUUGGAUAAUACAUCCGACAAACUAGGAGAAGAAAAUGACGAAAUAAUAUCGGAACAUACCAGUUCUUCUAAUAAUAAACUAGUAGAAACACUUUCUAAAGAAACAGAAACAACCGAAAGUGUGGAGACCGACAUAGUCUCAGAGAGUCUAUCUGAAGAUAUUGAAAAUAAAUCUAAACAAAAUAGUAGAUUACCUCUAGCGCGUAUUAAACAAAUGAUGAAAUUCGAUACCGAUUGUUCUCUAAUUAGUCGAGAAGCUCUGAUAUUGGUAUCUAAAGCAACAGAGCUGUUCAUACAAUAUCUUGCAAAAGAAUCUGUUAGAUAUACUCUAAAUAAUAAGAAAAAAACUGUGUCAAAAAGGGAUGUCGAAGCAGCAAUUGAAUGUGCCUCUAAUUUGUGUUUUCUUGAUGGAGCUCUGGAUUGGGAGUAACUUCAUUUUAUAAAUAGAUUGUAAUUUGUUAUGUAUAUAAUUUCAUUAAUAUUUUUAAGUUGUUGUUUUAAUCCUGUUAGAAUAGUUAUAACGUUUUAGAAGUUUUCCUCAAAAUCUCAAAAAUACACAGAUCAACAAAAUUGAUUGAAAGCAUGAUUUAAUUGUACAAGCUUGUUCAAAUUCAAUGAUCAGCAAAAACAAUACAUUUCACUUAAGGUUACAUUAAAAUAAUUACAUAUCUUUCCUUGAA
Messenger RNA from Coccinella septempunctata (seven-spotted ladybird), 818 nucleotides. It is a transcript of the gene PolE4, whose product is annotated as DNA polymerase epsilon subunit 4. Gene Ontology annotation, molecular function: protein heterodimerization activity. The transcript has 2 exons. NCBI's taxonomy places the organism in Eukaryota, Metazoa, Arthropoda, Insecta, Coleoptera, Coccinellidae. Gene Ontology annotation, cellular component: epsilon DNA polymerase complex; nucleus. The coding region runs from base 107 to 568 and encodes 153 amino acids. The record is from RefSeq and is a predicted model, not a curated record.